This is a messenger RNA of Metarhizium album ARSEF 1941, 972 nucleotides long. RefSeq lists its product as uncharacterized. The transcript has a single exon. NCBI's taxonomy places the organism in Eukaryota, Fungi, Ascomycota, Sordariomycetes, Hypocreales, Clavicipitaceae. The coding region runs from base 1 to 972 and encodes 323 amino acids. Gene Ontology annotation, cellular component: nucleus. The record is from RefSeq and is a predicted model, not a curated record.
AUGCCCCAAGAUCCAAAUCUCUAUGGCCAGCGACCUACCAAGAAGCAAAAGAAGAACAUGGCGCUUUCAUCUUCCCUGGAUUUUACAGCACAGUUGACGUCACUCAUGUCAAGCAGCACAUCAUCAGCACCGGCUUCAGGGCGUACCAGACCCUCCAGGGAACCAAAGGACAACAUAUACCGAAGCAGCAAACCAAAGCAGCAAAGCUCCCGAAAGGACGAUGGCAAACUAGCACUCAAGGAAGUCGCCGGAACGGAAGAGGAGACUCAAAAUCUGGCGCGUGCAAGACGAAAGAUGGAAGACAAGGCGCGGCUAUAUGCAGCGAUGAAGCGAGGGGACUACGUGCCAAAGGAAAACGAGGCGUCUCCCCUGGUGGACUUUGACCGGAAGUGGGCGGAGAAUAUCGAGGGAAAAGAAGACCACUCAAGCUCAAGCUCUGAUGACGACGGAAGCGAUGGCAGCAGUGGGGUAAUAGAGUACGAGGAUGAAUUCGGGCGGCUCAGACGCGGGACUAAAGCCGAAAAGGAACGCAUGGAGCGUCGAGCGCGCCGAGGAUUACUGGGCGCAGAAGAACUCGAGCGCAUGUCAGCGCGACCGAGUGCGCCAGCGAAGCUGAUUUACGGAGAUGCCGUGCAAGCAAUGGCUUUCAACCCGGAUGACGCCGAGAAAAUGGAGGAAUUGGCUCGGAAGCGGGACCGCAGCGCGACACCCCCGGACCGGAAACACUACGACGCUGACAGUGAGAUUCGGACAAAGGGCGUGGGCUUCUUCAAGUUCAGCAAAGACGAGGAGACCAGGACCAAGGAGAUGGAGGAGUUGGCCGAGGAGCGCGAGCAGACUGAAAAACAGCGCCAGACUCGUGAGGAUCGAAAGGAAGCACGGCGUAGAGAAAUUGAAAAGCGCCGACGCAACGUGGGCACACGGCGGGCUCAACGCCAGGCGGACAGCUUCCUCGAGGGAUUGAUGGAUUGA